UGCAAGUAUACUGCAAAUCAAUUGAACUGCUUGAAAGUUUCUGAAUAUUCCUUGUUCUCAACUUUGUUCCAGACUCCUAUGUUAUAUUUGAACAUGACUCAUCGACAGGUGUAGGCCAAUGGAAGAGUGGAACAAAACAGUUGGAUAACUUCAAUGGGAAAUCGAAAAAAAUGUUUGAAACACUACGGUAUGAUGAGAGCAAUUAUAAUCCGAAGAUGAUGUACCACCUGGAUGUGUCCAGGUCUCAGCACGCAGAAAGAACAUUGCUAAUGGGUUCCAAGUGGACGAAAAUAUAUGGAAAUUCUCGGACCAACUUGAUAUGUGUUGAAGAGGAAGAGCUAGCUAGAAGAGAGUUCUUGAAUAAUAAUACUCUAUAUCUCACAAAAGUAUCUGAACAAGGAAGUGGAAACAAUAAGAAUAAAUUCCAUGUUGACUUCAAUCUCUUGACGCUUAAAAUUUGGAACUGCACUGAUAAAGACAAUAGCAAACUGUCAUUAUAUGGAGUGAUGAAUACUUUCACAAUACAACAAUCAUAUGACUACCAUUAUAAUGACUACAACCGGGUUACACUGAAAGAAAUAAAAUUUUAUGAUGGAGUGACUGUCUUACAUGGCAAGGUUCCUGGACAAGGAGAUAUGGAAAAUUAUGAAUUUACAGAAUUCAAAUAUCUCGAUGUAGCUGAUAUGAGUUCGGUGAAGUUUGAAGGAAGCAUAGAGAUGGCUGCUGGCAGUGGGCUGGCUCAAGUGAGCACAACGUGA
Nilaparvata lugens (brown planthopper) is the source of this 758-nucleotide messenger RNA. RefSeq lists its product as uncharacterized. The record is from RefSeq and is a predicted model, not a curated record. NCBI's taxonomy places the organism in Eukaryota, Metazoa, Arthropoda, Insecta, Hemiptera, Delphacidae. Bases 171 to 758 code for a protein of 195 amino acids. The transcript is spliced from 5 exons.